CCAUCUCCUCCGCGUGAUCGGGCCACUGACUGGCUGAUUUUUAUAUGUCUGUGUCUAUGCUCUGCCUGCCGCUGAUCUCCGCCAGCGCGAUCGCGCUGUCGCCCGGCCGCGCUGCGCCGCUGGUGCCUCUCGUGGCGGGCCGGGCUGGCCGGCUUGCCGCCGCUGGCUACGGCGACGAGCUGCCAGAUGCGCGCGAUGAGCUGAAGGUCCGCUUCAACCGCGACGCGGGCACGGCGAGCUUCAAGACCCCGGAGGAGUACGCCGCGGAGGCGCGCGCGGCCGAUCAGCAGCAGCAGGAGACGCGGAAGGCGCGCGAGACGCAGGAGCUCCUCGAGGAGAUCCAGGCGCUCAUGCCAGAGCCAAAGGCGGAGCCGCCUGCAAAGGCGCCCAUCGACCUCAACGGCAUCAAGCCGACGGACCUGCUCAUCGGCGCCGGCUCGUACGCCGUCGUGGCGGUGCUCGCGUGGCAAUUCACGAACGCGGCGGCGGCGUACUUUGCGGCGAACGACGUCGAGUCGUCCAUCUACUACGUCAACAGGCUGACGGGACUCGCGCGCGUCGUCGUCAUCGCCAUGGGCGGGCUGGGCACCGGCGUCACCAGCAUCGCCUCGGUGGGGCAGGCGGCGCUGGCCGUGCAGGUGGCGCUCCAAAUCUCGCGGGGCGAGCUCGACCCGAACGCCGAGCGGAAGCUGCCGCCGGGGGGGCGCAAGGUGGGAGAGACAGAGCGGCUCUUCCGGCUCAUGACAGGAGGGGGGAAGAAGAUCUUGUGAGGUCGUACGCGUGUGACUGCCCCGCAGGUGUGUGUUGUCUGUGUGCCAAACAAUGUCUCUCUCCCCCAAAUUAAAUCAG
This is a messenger RNA of Emiliania huxleyi CCMP1516, 849 nucleotides long. RefSeq lists its product as hypothetical. Lineage: Eukaryota; Haptophyta; Isochrysidales; Noelaerhabdaceae. The record is from RefSeq and is a predicted model, not a curated record. The transcript is spliced from 3 exons. Bases 45 to 770 code for a protein of 241 amino acids.